Molecule: messenger RNA, 336 nt
Organism: Prunus armeniaca (apricot)
Lineage: Eukaryota; Viridiplantae; Streptophyta; Magnoliopsida; Rosales; Rosaceae
Source: the annotation of a GenBank genome assembly
AUGGCUCCGCCACUGAACAUCAACCGUGAGAAUUACAAAUUGGGUUUGCCCAUUAUUCAAAACGCCGGCGUUUUUCACAAGAUUGACUUCAGAGAAGGUCCAGCCUUACCUGUUCUUGACCAAAUGAUUGAAGAUGUUGGGGGAGUGACUGGCUACGACAACAUCCUUUGGAAUGGGUCUGUGGUGGCCCCACCUGAUGCACCAUUGAUGAACUACGUUAGGUUUUAUAGGGACUUCGUGUUGGAGCUCAACAUGGCUCCUGCUGUUGAUCCAAGGAUUGAGAUUUGCCAGCUUCCUGUGGGUGGUGGGAUUACCUUGUGCCGCCGCAUCAGCUGA